GCCGAAGGAAGCACUUCCCCCCUUCGGACUUAGCUAGGGACCUUUUCCUGAGUGGGAUCUUGCGCGGUUUCCCACGGGCGGCAUUGCAGCUGCCUUCGCAACGUGCGCUGACCUACUGGUGUCCCGGCACUAGUCUAAACAAAACCCCGGGUGCAUUGGAGACCCUCGCUAGCCUGUGCUCUCCCGGAACUCCCGGUGAUCACCAUCGACGAGUUCGGCUAGAGCGGUUUAUGGUUGGGGGCUCUUUUCUGGCAUUGGUUUUUGUGCUCUUUUUGGUCUUCCAGGUGGACGUUUCUGCCAAGGGCUUUUUGAUCCUCGUGGACUUCCAGUACGGCGACUGCCACAGUUCGCAGACACCUCAGACGCAAGAGGGCUGCUGCACGCAGAGCUUGGCUGGUCACAGCAAUGUCGGGCGAUACCAAGACUCCGUGGAGAUGCAGCAACGUUCCAAGAGUGCCAAAGGCCAAAAGACUCCCAAAAACCAAGGGAAUCAGGGGCAACCAAUGCAGCAGCCGGUGAUGCCUAUGAUGCCGCCUGCACCAACCAUGAUGGGUCCAAACAUGCAGAUGUACCCACAGAUGGCAUAUCCAUUUCCGCAGAUGAACAUGGCAGGACAUCUACCUCCUCUGCCACCUCCGGAUACUCCUUGGCAAAUGAGCAUGCCUGCAGGAGCCAAGAUGCCUGCACCAGCUUUGCCAACUGCAGCACCGGCACCUACUACAAUGUAUGCGCCUACGAUGCCGAGCAUGCCAGCAGCACCGUGUCCAUCAGUUCCCAAGACACCUGUGAGCUCUAUGAACGACCCGGAUGUCCGGGGAUUGAUGUCAAUGAUGCGUGGAAGACAGGCCGAGCUACCGGAAGACAUGCAAAAAAAGGUGCAAGCCAUGUUGGUCAAGUAUGGCAAGCAGUCGACAAAGGACCUGCACGCAGCUGUCUCAGCCUUGGACAAAUCCCGAGAGGAAUACGACCAAGCUGUUAUGGCCAGAAGUCAGCAUCAUGCAUGCUGGAAGAAAUUUCUUGCAGAUGCAGUUCAAAUGUGGAAGUCCUACACGGAUCAGUUUGUCGAGCAAGAGCGGAAACUUCAGGAGCAAGUGACUGGAGCAAGAGAGACCUUUCUCAUGGCCAAGUCCGAGCUCGAGAAUGCCAAGUUAGAUGCUGGCGAAGUCCUGCAUCCCUCAGACGACGAGCUUGUGGAGGGCGAGAACGAGACCAAUGCAGGGACCUCGACCGCCAGCAAGCUCACGGAGACUAUGCAGGGUCUGGCAGCAUCUCUCCAGAAUCUGCACAAGGAAGCAGAGACGCUUGUGGAAGAAGAUGCACACGUGGCCAAAAGGCCUCGUACGGCCCUUCGACCAGAAGAUCACGACAUGCCACAAGUGCCUGGCGAUGGUUCAUCGCAUUUUGGCAAGGAAGAGAACUUUGUCACUGAGUGCAGAGCCAUUGAGCAAGCACGAUCGUUAGCUUUUGCGCUUGGGGUUUACGACGGCGUUCAUGGUCUUCAUCCUGGCGAAGUGAGCACAUCUGAAUCUCGUCCAUGCCGACCUGUGAGAAGAUUGGGGUUUCAUCCUUUCACAGAAAUCCUCAUCGGCAGUGUGAACGACUUGAAGAUGCACUCCAAUAUUGUUCCGGAAUCCUGCCUUGGAAAUGGACGGAUGCCAUGGGCAGCGGGGCUUCUGAGAGGAGGAGAGUUCUCUGCCAUCAUGAAGCCGACAGAAGUAUCGAAGCCUUCGUUCAGUGCUGUGUUCUCACCUGAGCAUAUCAUGUCUUUGCUACAUGUUCCCGUUGUAGCAGUUCCCAAAGGUGAUCCAAUUCAGAUGAAACCGAAUCGACAAGAAGAUCCACAAAUGCUUGACCCGUCGGAUGGCUCUGAUGGAGACCGUCCACCUGACCGGCAACGAGAUCCUCGUAGGCCACCACUGAGGCUUUUUCCGGCCUGGGUCACCCAACUAUGGGAUCUUCUACAAGCCGAAGGAGCGGUUGAGAUGGCAGAAGAAGGUCCAAUUUUGUAUUUGCAGUCCUUCUACAUUAGUCACCAGCAUCAUCCUCACCAACACAUCUCUCGGCCUUUGCGCAUUGACCGAGAUUAUGUUGAAUGGGAGAGAGAUUUUCGCUUUGUCUGGGAAGAUUUUGUAGAUGAGAAUGCACCAAUGGACAUUCAUCUGGUACAGCCUGAGUUGCCUCUUCCAGUGACAAGAGGCGUUGCAGCAACCGUGCUGCUCACACAACAUCCUGUUCCACAUCAGAUUGCUUGCGUGGUUUCUGCGAUGUAUGAUGAUAUUCCCACAACCAGACGAGUUGAAUCGGCACACUCUCUUGGACAUCUUACAUCUGCGCGGAGUUUUCUCUGGUAUGCAGGGGCUCUCCAAGCCUGCGAAGAAGUCCAGCAACAAGGCUAUGGGUUCUGCACUAUCAAAGCUGGUCCUUUUGAGUUUGAUCAGACCAGACCGAUGCGUCUGGUUGAUGGUCUUGGUAUUGUAGUUCGCAUUCCUCCCAGGCUCACGGACCAAGAAUGGGAAGACAUCUUCUUCUCGAGAUUUCGUACAGAUCCUGUGCCGCAGAUGCAUUUUCCAGAAGAUGAUGAUGCAGUACACUUCAUGGCACGCUCUAGUGCCCAGAUGUUCGCAACGUACCAAACGGCCAGUUCAUCCUCUACCAGCAGAAGUAGGUCUGCCGCUCCUUCAGACCAGCCCAAUGUGGAUGAGGGGGAGGACUGGCGUUUAGCGAUGGUCUAUGCUGUUGAUGGCCAAGCAGUACAGGUCGAUGUGCCCUGGACAGAUGCGCCCCUGCGAGCUCAAAAGAUUGCACAGGCCUUCUCCAUCACAACAGAGCAAGUCACCAAUGUUUAUCAUGUCGAGGCCAUCCCACAAGAUCUGGCACAUGAAGAACUUGAAUGUUUUCUUCUUCAACAAGAACAGGACGUGCCCAGCUCGACGCUGUUACGACUGGUCUUGGUUGACAUCGAAUAUCGUCCAGACCAUCGUGGUGAUGCACUGCGAAUUGUACGCAGAGGGGUCCCAGAUCAGCGACACGGAGGGCAUUUGAUCCUCCUGCAAGAUAUCCUACCCACACAAGCAGGCUGCCUAUUCAGCCGACAAGGUGAGCAGGUGGCUCAUACUCACCGGCCAUGGGGUCAUCAGACACGACCACUUCAAUGCAAACUACCGGAAGGCGGAGUUGCAUCAGACAGGAUCUAUACCACUGACCAGCAGCCAGCUCAGCAGCCUCCAGAACAUCCGGAGGGUUUCAUUGAGAUCCAACUUGGGGAUGUCAACCAAUGUCUCACUGAUUUACGAGGGCUUUGGGAACAGCAGACCAUUGAAGCAGAAGGUCAUCUACAAGUCAUGGCCUGGUAUGCGGACACAGAGCGCUGGCCGCGUUGCCCAGACGCGCGUGCGGUUCAACUCCCCAGCGAUUUGUCUCAAUGGAUGACUCGACUCAUUGAAGCUUGGGAUGACAGAGCAGAUCCAGAUGAGGUCUUCCAUCUUCAUAUGAUCCAGCCUCAGCCACAGACAACUUUUUUGGAAGAGCAUCCAGCUCCACAUGUGCUGCUGUUUCAACGACCACGGCCAAACAGACGAAGCCUUCAUUUUACGGCUUCAGACACAGAGAGAUCCACCUCUCCGCCCUUACAAUUUGUUGACGCCCUCGAGCAUCCUGUUACACAGGGCAGCAUUCUACGGGCGGCAGGAUGGGAGGAGCAGCUGGGACUCCCGCAUCAGAUCCAGCAUGAGAUCUGGUGGGGCAAUGACAUCAUCACACAGGAGGACAUUGCACAUCUUCGUAAUGGCAAUGCGCUCACUGUCAUGGCGAGGCAUCUUGAUGAAGUCCACUCCCAUUCCUCCACAGCCUCAGAAGACGCUCCGGCCAAUCAUGUAUCUUUGAUGCAGAUUCGAGCAGUGCGUCAACCAGUCCAACUCACAUUGGCCACUCUAUUGCCCAUUGACGAGGAGGAGAUUGACCAUCAAGCGGCAGAACCCGCACAUGCAGCCAUCCGCCUCAUCAAAGGAGCAGAGAUGGGUCCUUUGCCCACCUACAUUGAGUGCCCGUCUCCAUGGUGCGAAAAGGAUGUUGUCACUGAGUUGUGCCAUUGGGGGCAUCAAUGUGAUGUUUAUCGAUUUGGUGCCCAUGAUGCAGCUCUCUGUUUUCCGAGAGGGUGGUGUGCAGAAGCAGGCAUUAGACACUAUAUGCUUUGCCACACUGACACAACUGAUCCAGAUGGACCAUUCCUUCAUUCACAAGCGAAAGAGAUGACGGAAGUGGAGCUGAUGAGCCUCUUGUAUGACUGUGGAUAUUGGCGAGCAUCCAUUCAAUCAGUAGAAGUUCUCGCGCCGGGGCUUUCUCGUGUUCAGUUCCUGAAUGUGCAAGUGCUCCAGGCACCACACACCAUUUGCAGCCGGUCCCAACCAGCAUGGCCGGACACUACACAGCUGAUUGGAGCACGAGGGCCUUAUUUCUUUCCACCGACUGAGGUAGCUGGAGAUGACUGUGUCAUUGGCUUAGGCUUUGCGUUCCAUGACUUCAUGAAGUUGUUCACGUCUGCUGAGAACAUCCUGUGCCGAGAUCCAACUGGUCAUGACUUCCCAGAUGUGACCAGAGCAGCUCUCAAGAUGAGUACAUCCACAUGUCUGGAUGACUAUGAUCGCAUCAUUGUGUACACAGAUGGAUCUUCCAAAGCGAAGGACAGGCACAGACCGCCACUCUGGAAUGAUGAGCAAGGCUAUGGAGAUUCCUGGGCUUUCGUUGUGGUGGGUGAGACCCUGACGACUGACGAGCACAAGGUCGAAGUGCUAGGCAACUUUCAUGUGAGUGCUGGCACUGCCAAUGUCACCUCACUCUACAAUGGACCAUGGCGUCAUGCUGGGAAGACGGAUUAUCUGCGGCAACAGUUCAUCUCCCACAACUUGAAUUUCCUUGGUCUGCAAGAGACACGCGCUCCAGAGACAUUUGGACAAGUUGAUGGGGUCCUACGGCUUGGUUCAGGUUCUGCAAAAGGCCACUUUGGCACGGAACUAUGGGCAAACCUCAAGAUCCCUUACGUAUGGAUUGGAAAGCGGGCACAUUACUUGAAGCCCAUGGACUUUCAAGUUCUUCAUCGUGAUCCCAGAAUGCUUGCAGUCCAGAUUGAAACACCCUACAUGAAGCUCAAGAUUCUUGUUGGACAUGCCCCACAUUGCGGUCAUUCGAUCGCAGAGCGUGAGCAGUGGUGGCACACAUUUUCUCAUCAUGCACAACUCCGACAUGAUUCUGAACGUUUGCUCGUUUUGAUGGAUGCCAAUGCGGACCCAGGGCCACGUGAUGAUUGUGUGGUCUUUCAAGAUGGUUUUCUGUCGAAUGAGAACACCCCUUUGCUACAAGAUUUUUUGACAAAACAUGAUCUCUGCCUCCCUGCGACAAGUGACUGCCAUAGGGGACCACAUGCGACUUGGGUGAGCCCGAAUGGAGCACAUCUUCAUUGCCUGGAUCAUGUUGCCGUACAGCAAUGCCACAGACAUGAGUGCACAUACAGCUGCGUGUUGCAAGAUCUGGACCUGGGCAAUGGUUGCUGGGACCAUAGCGCGACAGCCAUCCAGUUACAGUGGUAUGAGCAAUGUGAGACCCUCCACAACGCUCCAGGGCAGAAGCCGUCACCAACAUAUGACAUCCAUGGAUUGAGCAGUCAACAUGUUCAGUUAGCGAUUGCAGAGUCUCCAACGGCUCCAUGGAUGCAGGAUAUUGAAUCCCAUGUUGAUGAGUUCAAUCAUCACCUUCUCCAUGGAGUUGCAACGCAUUGUCCACAACCACAGCGAGCCCCGAAGAAACCCAUCUUCACAGCAGAACUGUGGCAGUUGCGGGCAACCAAGUUAGCCACCAAGAAAGCGCUCAAGGACAUUUCCAGGCGCCAGAAACAUGAAAUGCUACUGGUUUGCUUCUCUGCCCUUCGAUCUCGACCUGCUGUCACAGUCGAUGGUGGCUUCUUCUGGCAAUAUGAUACAUGGCUGCUGUGCAGCCAUGUCCGAGCAUACUGCCAAUUUCACUGCAUUGCCAACCAAUUGCGUGGGAGACUUCGGCAAGCCAAAUAUGGGCAGCUCAAAGAUGUUUUGAGUGGCAUGACUGCUACCACACCUGCAGCGAAUAUUUUGCACGAAGUCAAAAACCUCAUCGGACCAACCAAUCUCAAGAAGGUCAAGGCUAAGACCCUGCCGUAUGUGAGGAAUCAUCAUGGACAAGUAUGUCAGAGCCCAGCUGAAGCCCUGGACACCUGGAUAUCCUUUUUCCAGACUAUGGAGGGUGGGGAUCGACUUGAUGACCAUCAGCAGCGCACCGAAUGGCUUGACAACUUGAAGCGCUUCUGCGCUACAGAGAUCAACCUGCAUCUCAGUUUCAGAUGUGAUGGAAUUGCUGCAGAUCCAGAAGACUCGGAGUUGCCUGGCCGCGAUGAUUAUCUCGGACCAACUUGGAUGGACGACUCCUGCUUUUGCUUUGCAGCCGCUGACCCUUGGACGCUUGAGAGAAAGGCAGCCAAUCUGUGCGGUCUGCUCAUUCAACGCUGCCAAUCCUAUGCUAUGACGCCCAAUCUCCAGCCAGGGAAGACAGCGGUGCUCCUGAUUUUUCAAGGCCACGGUGCGGCAGCUGCGAGGAAGAAAUUCUUUGGCCCUCAAUCGGAUUCCAGUCUUCCAGUACUACUUGAAGGAGGAGUGCAACGAGUGCAGGUUGUUGCCUCCUAUGUGCACUUGGGAAGCCUCCUGCACCAUCGGGGGGACAUGCGACAAGAAGCACGCCGCCGAUUCAGCAUCGCCCAAGGAGCCUUUCAACAACACAGGAAAGUCCUCUACCAGAACAAACAGCUGACUCUUCAGCGGCGAGCUGAACUAUUCCGUACCCUCAUCUUGAGUAAGUUUGUGUACGGAUGCGACUCUUGGACGCUCAUGGAAAAGCACACCAGUGCUCUCUACUCCUGUUCUGAUUCAGUACCUUGGGGGCUUCUCAAUGCAGACACGGAAUGGACGCAGCUGGUGAGGAGCGACAUUGAGUGGAUGUGGCAUCAACUUCGCUCCUCAGCCAAGCUUCCGGAUCCGCAUCAUCAUUUUGGUGCGUGGGUCAGUCUCAUGAAAGACCACCGGCGAUACUGGAAGAAGUUAGUACGUCGAGCUGGAGAUCAUGCAGCAGCACAACGAGACAACCUUUCGUCUGUGACUCAAUUUCACAGAGCCAUUUUGCAACAGCUUCAUCAAGCACAGUGUCUUACGCAAGGACCACCGUCAGAGGUGCGGACAUUGACCGGGCCAGCCUAUGGCUGUAUGCAAUGUCAACGAAAGUUUGCAUCUCGAGGUGGGUGCGGAGCACACAUGUUUCGAGUUCAUGGACACAUCCAUCCAGUCCGCCGACUAUUUGACACGACACAGUGUGGAUGUUGCCUUCGUGAAUUUCACAGCUAUGGCAGGCUGAAAGCUCAUCUCAUUCGCGCAGACUACUGCCGACAUAGCCUUCAAAGACGCAAUCACUAUGUUGCUCCUGUGGCUGGCAUUGGAUCCAAUGCAAAUGACCACCAAGAGCGAAUCCUGGAUGGACUUCUUCCUCCUCUACCUGGCCACGGACCUCAUUUGCCUCAAGGGCGACAUGGAGUGGCCCUGGACUAUAAUUUGGUCAUCUUUGAAGAGAUCUACAUGCGGAUGCUUGAUGUCACCUCAGUUGCAGAGGGUGAGACUGCAUUGAGAGCAGUUGCCUCAGAAAUUCCCACCACUUGGGAAGACUUCCGCCUGACGCUGCAAGCUUUAGUGCGGGAGGCAACUUCCGAAGAUACGGCCGUCCUGGGUAUCAGUGCUGAGGACUUCUUUGGCAUUUUGCGAAAAUUCAGUUUUGAAGUGCAGUGGCCUUUCCUUUGCGAAGAGACGGAAGUCGUGACGGAGCACUGGCAUCGAGACCUGAAUGUUUUGGAGGAUUUCUGCCUUCAGGAGGCGCAGACGGAGCAUCCACGUCAGGGACAUGCACGAGUUCCACGAGGCUUUGGAGCAGUCCGCUACGUGUUGCACGCGGAACGCUCUGUCGCAGAGCAUGCCUUCGCACCGAGAGUUUUGCGGGUUCCGGAGACUCCGUGGGGACUUCCAUCACUCCGUUUGAAGGAAUUGAGGCAGAUUCGUGUGGGCAACGACCUCAUGGGAUUCAUCUUGGAGGCGGUCGUCAUGCUCUAUUGCGUUGGUGGUGUGGCAGCGCUUGAGCACCCGGCAGCGCCGGCCUCUGAGGAAUCUGUUUCCAUUUGGCGGACACCAAUUUUGACGUUGCUUUUGUCUCUGCCAGGCAUUGACCUUGUUUCUUUAGCACAGGGCCUUUGGGGCGCGAAAUCCCCCAAACCAACUUCUUUUUUGCUUGUCAAUGCGCCUGACAUGAGACAAACGCUGCGCAAGUGGCAGAUUACCCGAGAGCUACCAAAGGGUAUCUCGAUCGGAAGGGACCAUGCUGGAGGCUGGUCCACCUCAGUUUUGAAGGAGUACCCGCCAUCCUUGAACGGGGGGUUGGCGGAGGGACUCUUU
This is a messenger RNA of Cladocopium goreaui, 8507 nucleotides long. The record is from the annotation of a GenBank genome assembly. NCBI's taxonomy places the organism in Eukaryota, Dinophyceae, Suessiales, Symbiodiniaceae.